AUGGACAAUAUUAAGCAACUCCUUAAGCCACCAAGCCAAGACAGUUACAAAUUCAUUCGUCCAUUCGUUCGUUCAUUCUUUCUGUCCGUCUUGAUUUUCUUUAUACUAACAUCAUAUUCUUUCUUUCUUUCUUUCUUUCUUUCUUUUCAACACCUUGUUGGUGUUCUUGAUUUUUUCUCUUCUUUCCUUCUUUCUUUUCAACAACGUAUGCUUCUAAUUCUUCUCUCCCUUCAUCCUGGUUCUUUCUUUCUUUCUUUCUUUCUUUCUUUCUUGCAACGUUUGGGUCCUUUUUCCGCUUUCUUUCUUCCUUCCAUCCUUUCUUUCUUUCUUUCUUUCUUUCUUUUCGUUAACUAUUUAUUCUUUUCUUCUUACUUCCCUCUUUUCUUCCUGGCUUUCUUUCUUUCUUUCUUUGCAAAAACAUGUUUUCAUUUUUCUCUCUUUUUCAUUUUUUCCCAGCAACUUCUUCUUAGCUUCCUGUUUAUUCUUUCUUUCUUUCUUUCUUUCUUUCUUUCUUUCUUUCUUUCUUUCUUUCUUUCCAACAACAUAUUUUACCCUUCUUCUUCCUUCCUUUCUGCUUUCUUUCUUUAUUUGAACAGGCUUAUUUUUCUUCUUCUUCGCUCCCUCUUUAUUCUUUCAGUUAUUCUUUCUUUCUUUCUUUCUUUCUUUCUUUCUUUCUUUCUUUCUUUCUUUCUUUUCAAUAACUUUUUAUCCUUUCUUCUUACUUCCCUCUUUUCUUCCUGGAUUUCUUUGUUUCAUUCUUUGCAAAAAACUCAACUUCUUCUACUUCGCUUCCUGUUUCUUUCUUUCUUUCUUUCUUUCUUUCUUUUAAACAACUAUUUUACCCUUCUUCUUCCCUCCUUUCUGCCUUCUUUCUUCAUUUUGAACACCUUAUUUUUCUUCUUCUUUGCUUCUUGCUUAUUCUUUCUUUCUUUCUUUCUUUCUUUCUUUCUUAUCCGACUUGAAGGAGAGAACUUUCUUUCUUUCUUUCUUUCUUUCUUUCGAGCAACCAAUAUUCCGUGUAUUUUCGCUCCAACGAAACAAACUAUUCAUUGA
Messenger RNA from Acanthosepion pharaonis, 1053 nucleotides. The record is from the annotation of a GenBank genome assembly. Lineage: Eukaryota; Metazoa; Mollusca; Cephalopoda; Sepiida; Sepiidae.